AUGACAAGAACCGUCGGGAUUAUCAUGGUCCUAAGCGCCGUGGUGGCCGCCUCCUUGGCUGCAUCUCUGGACAUGCCUGAGAUUCACAGCCAAAGGCAGUUGGUUGGAGGGACAGUCUCGAAGGCCCGCGAAGGAAAUAUCAUCGAUCCCAAUGCCUUGGGAAAGCGCGGUAGCGGACCCGAGGAGGAGAAGAACGCUCAGUUUUGGUAUGAUCUGGCUUACGAGGAGCUCGCCAGAAAACUGGAGCAGCCGCAACCCGAUAAGAGGAAGGCCAAGAACCUGAUCAUGUUCCUCGGCGAUGGCAUGUCCUUGUCCACAGUGGCGGCCGCACGAAUUCACAAGGGUCAGCUGAAGGGCAAUCCCGGCGAGGAGGACUCCCUUAGCUUCGAGAAGUUCCCCUACACCGGUCUGAGCAAGACGUACUGCUCCAACGCCCAGGUGCCCGACUCAGCUUGCACGGCUACCGCCUAUCUGUGCGGUGUGAAGACCAACAUCGUGGCCCUUGGAGUAAGCGCUGCCGUCAACUUUAACAACUGCAGUGGCAGUGAGGAUCCUGCCAACCGUCUGACCUCCAUUGCCGAGUGGGCCCAGAAUGCCGGCAAAUCCACGGGCAUUGUGACCACCACAACCUUGACCCAUGCCAGUCCAUCGGGAGCCUAUGCCAAGACCACCAACCGAUUCUUCGAGUGCGACACAGACAUUGUGACCUAUGGCGAGGGACAGAAUGACCCGGCCACCUGCACGGACAUUGCCACUCAGCUAAUCACGCAGACUCCCGGCAAGAACUUCGACGUGAUGCUGGGCGGCGGCAUUGGCAAAUUCCUUCCCAACACCGUCACGGAUCCGUUCAACAAGAAGGGCGAGCGGUCCGAUGGAGUGAACCUUUUGGCCCGCUGGCAGGGCAUGCAUCCUGGCGGCGUCCAUGCCUACAACCGCGCCCAGCUGCUGAGCGUGAACGCUUCGAGGAUCACCAACCUGAUCGGUACCUUCCGCUCGGGCGUAAUGAACUUCCAUAAAAUGGCCGAUGCCAAGGAGGAGCCCACUCUGGCGGAGAUGACCCGCAAGGCCAUUGAGGUGGUCAGGAAGAACCCCGAGGGCUAUGUCCUGUUCGUUGAGGGCGGCCUCAUUGAUUACGGCAACCACUACAACUCCCCGACCUUGUCGCUGGACGAGACACUGCAGUUCGAGCAGGCCGUGGAGGAGGCCAUUGGAAUGACCGAUCCCGAUGAUACUCUGGUAGUGGUAACUUCUGACCAUGCCCAUCCCCUGACUAUCGCUGGAUAUCCCAGCAGGGGCACCCCCAUCCUGGGACUCAACCAGGACGAUGCCGAUGUGAAUGGCGUGAAGUAUGCCACUCUGAACUACGCCGUGGGUCUGGAGCAGUACCUGGACGAGAAUGGCCAACGCUACGAUAUCUCUGAUAAAGUUGGAAAGGAGGACUUUAUUCAUCCCAGCUACAUUCAUGGCAAUAUCGGUGUGCAUGCUGGCGAAGAUGUCGGUAUUUUUGCCACUGGCCCUCAGAGCCAUCUAUUCGGCGGAGUCCUCCAGCAGAGCUUCAUUCCCCACUUUAUGGCCUAUGCCGGCUGCAUUGGCAAUGGCCCCACUCUGUGCAACACUCAAGCAUAG
Molecule: messenger RNA, 1626 nt
Organism: Drosophila serrata
Lineage: Eukaryota; Metazoa; Arthropoda; Insecta; Diptera; Drosophilidae
Gene: Alp7
Product: Alkaline phosphatase 7
Biological process (GO): dephosphorylation
Molecular function (GO): alkaline phosphatase activity
Source: RefSeq, a predicted model, not a curated record